GCGAGGCAGCCCAGCGCCCCGGCCCCAACCGCCUGCCCGCCCGCCAUGGGGAACGCGCCCGGCGCCCUGCGCCUCUGCUCACGGGACUCCGGCCCGGACGAGAGCGCCCCAGCUGCCAGCGCCACAGAUGCCUGCCCCAUUGAGCCCCCCAAAUACUCUCGGGUCAAGAACUGGCAGACAGGCUGCGUCACCUACGACACCCUCAGCGCUCAAAGCAAGCAGGUGACCCCCUGCAAUGAGAAGCGCUGCCUCGGCUGCCUCAUGUUCCCCAAGGAGAUGACCUGCGGGGGGGCCACAGAGGGCCCCCGGCCCAAGGAAGAGCUGCUGCCGCUGGCCCGGGACUUCAUCAACCAGUAUUACAGCUCCAUCAGGCGCUUGGACUCCAAGGCCCACGUCCAGCGCCUCCAGGAGGUGGAGCAGGCCAUCUUGGAGACGGGCACCUACCAGCUGCUAGAGGCAGAGCUCGUUUUCGGGGCCAAGCAUGCCUGGCGCAAUGCAGCCCGCUGCGUGGGCCGGAUCCAGUGGAGCAAGCUGCAGGUGUUUGACGCGCGAGAUUGCACAAGCGUCCAGGAGAUGUUCACGUCUUUGUGCACUCACAUCCACUAUGCAACCAACCGCGGCAACCUCCGGUCGGCCAUCACCAUCUUCCCCCAGCGGGCCGCUGGCCGUGGGGACUUCCGGAUCUGGAACAGCCAGCUGAUCCGCUACGCCGGCUACCAGCAGCCAGACGGCACUGUGCUGGGUGACCCGGCCAACGUGGAGAUCACCGAGCUCUGCAUUCAGUAUGGCUGGAGCCCCCCUUACACCCGCUUUGACGUCCUCCCCCUGCUGCUGCAGUUCCCGGAUGAAGACCCCGAGCUUUUCCCUCUGCCUCCGGAACUGGUCCUGGAGGUGCCCAUCAGCCACCCCUCGCUGGACUGGUUCCAGGAGCUGGGCCAGCGCUGGUACGCCCUGCCUGCCGUCUCCAACCUGCUGCUGGAGAUUGGGGGGCUGCAGUUCCCGGCAGCCCCCUUCAGCGGCUGGUACAUGAGCAGCGAGAUCGGCAUGCGGAACCUCUGUGACGCCCACCGCUACAACAUCUUGCCGGAGGUGGCUGAGCGCAUGGGGCUGGACACACGGACUACCUUAUCCCUCUGGAAGGACAAGGCUGCUGUGGAGAUAAAUCUGGCUGUGCUGCACAGUUUCCAGCUGGCCAAGGUGACGAUUGUGGACCACCACGCAGCUACCGAGUCUUUCAUGAAGCACCUGGAGAAUGAGCAGCGGAUGCGGGGGGGCUGCCCGGCUGACUGGGUCUGGCUGGUGCCCCCCAUCUCGGGCAGCCUCACUCCCGUCUUCCACCAAGAGAUGGUGAACUACCACCUCUCCCCUGGCUUCUGGUACCAGCCUGACGCCUGGAAGGUCUACACCCCCAAAGGAACCACCGUCACCCGCAAGAAGACCUUCAAGGAGAUUGCCAAUGCGGUCAAGAUCACUGCAAAGCUGAUGGGGCACGUGAUGGCGCGGCGUGUCAAGGCCACCAUCCUGUAUGCCACGGAGACGGGCAAAUCUCGUGCGUACGCCGAGAGCCUGGAGCAGCUCUUCAAGUUUGCCUUUGAUCCCAAGGUGCUGUGCAUGGAUGAAUACGAUGUGGUUUCCCUGGAGCACGAGACGCUUGUCCUGGUGGUGACCAGCACCUUUGGGAGUGGGGACCCCCCUGAGAACGGAGAGAAUUUUGCCAAGGCCUUGAUGGAGAUGUCCUGUCCUCUCCUGGGCAGCCCGCAGCCCGAGCAGUGCAAGAGCUACAAGAUGCGCUUCAACAGCGUCUCCCACUCAGACCAGCUGGUGACCGCCUGGAGGAGAAAGCGCAAGAAGUCCAGCAACACGGAGAGCGCAGGGGCCCUGGGCACCCUUCGGUUCUCUGUCUUUGGACUGGGCUCCCGGGCCUACCCGCACUUCUGUGCCUUCGCCCACGCAGUGGACACGCGCCUGGAGGAGCUGGGAGGCGAGCGGAUCCUGCCCAUGGGCGAGGGGGAUGAGCUGUGUGCCCAAGAGGAGUCCUUCCGCACCUGGGCCAAAAGCGUCUUCAAGGCUGCAUGCAACACCUUUUGCGUGGGGGACAAUGUGGAGGCAGCCGCCAAGGAGGUCUUCACCACCCGCUGCAGCUGGAAGCACCACCGAUACCGCUUGUCUGUCCACGAAAGCCCCCCGGACCUGCUGGCAGGUCUGUCACACAUCCACAAGCGCAAGGUGGUGCCCUGCCGCGUCCUCUCUGUCCAGAACCUGCAGAGCCCGGAAUCCAGCCGCUGCACCAUCCUUGUCAAGUUGCUCACAGGAGACCAGCCGGAGCUGCAGUACCAGCCGGGCGACCAUGUGGGCAUCUUCCCUGCCAACUGUCCCAUGUUGGUGGAAGGGCUCCUGGAGCGCGUGGAGGACCCGCCCCCUGCCAAUGAGACGGUCGCCGUGGAGACCUUGGAGAGGGAAGCCAAUGGCCCCAGGCACUUGUGGGUCCCCGAGGGCCGCCUGCCCCCCUGCACGCUGCAGCAGGCCCUCACCUUCUUCCUGGACAUCAGCACCCCGCCCAGCCCCCAGCUGCUCCAGCUCCUGGCCACCCUGGCCGAAGACCCCGCCCACCAGAGGCAGCUGCAGCAGCUCAGCCAGGAUUCUCAGCUAUACGAGGAGUGGAAGUGGUUCCAGUGUCCCACGAUGGUGGAGCUCCUGGAGGCCUUCCCCUCAGUCACCCUGCCAGCCUCGCUGCUCCUCACCCAGCUGCCCCUGCUGCAGCCGCGCUACUACUCCAUCAGCUCCUCGCCAGGGGCCCACCCUGGGCAGCUCCACCUCACCGUCGCAGUGCUCAGCUACCGCAGCCAAGACGGGAAGGGCCCCCUGCACCAUGGUGUCUGCUCGACGUGGCUUUCCCAGCUGGCACCGGGGGAGAUGGUGCCCGUUUUUGUCCGAGGGGCCCCCAACUUCCACUUGCCAGAAGACCCCUCAGCCCACUGCAUAUUAGUGGGGCCCGGAACUGGCAUUGCCCCCUUCCGCAGCUUCUGGCACCACCGGCUGCACAUCCUGGAGUCUCAAGGCCUCCUCCUGAGCGAGAUGACCCUGGUCUUUGGCUGCCGCUGCUCCCGCUUCGACCAGCUCUACGAGGAGGAGAUCCAGGAGGCCCAGCGGAGGGGGGCCAUCAGCCAGGUGCUCACAGCCUUCUCCCGGGAUCCAGAACAUCCCAAGACCUACGUGCAGGACUUGCUGAGGAUGCAGCUGGCAGGCCGCGUCUGGGAGGUGCUGUGCCGGCGAGGCGGCCACAUGUACAUUUGUGGUGAUGUCACCAUGGCCACGGGGGUCCUGCAGACGGUCCAGCAGAUCUUGGCCACGGAAGGGAACAUGUCACUGACAGAGGCUGGAGACCUCCUCAGCCAGCUUCGGGACCAGAAUCACUACCACGAGGACCUCUUUGGCCUGACCUUCCGUGCCCAGGAGGUGGCCUCCCGCAUCCGCAGCCAGUCCUUCUCUGUGCACAUGCAGAAGACCGCGCUGGGCACUGAUCCGUGAGCUCCUGUUUCCUACAGCCCACACUGCAGCCUGCCUCUCAAUAAAAUAUUUUGCAUAUCCA
Heteronotia binoei (common prickly gecko) is the source of this 3589-nucleotide messenger RNA. RefSeq names its product nitric oxide synthase 3 (gene NOS3). Gene Ontology annotation, biological process: nitric oxide biosynthetic process. The coding region runs from base 46 to 3528 and encodes 1160 amino acids. The record is from RefSeq and is a predicted model, not a curated record. Gene Ontology annotation, molecular function: FMN binding; NADP binding; heme binding. Lineage: Eukaryota; Metazoa; Chordata; Lepidosauria; Squamata; Gekkonidae. The transcript is spliced from 26 exons.